CUUGCAACGGACAGAGAAGUUCGCAGUCAACGAAGUCGGGCGAUGGAGGACGAAGCACGCAUCGAGAUCACGAGCGCGGACGAAGCGCGGUACCCGCUCAAGCUCAUGGAGGGUCGCUUCCACUGCAGCUGGGAGCUGCCCGACAACGUCCUCGCUGAGAUCUACGUCGACGACCAAGCCUCGGCGUGGCCGGUGACCCACGAUGGCCGCUUCAAGGCGCUGCUUGCGCUGCCGAGCAUUGGCCAGCACGAGGUGUGCAUCAACAUUGCCGAGACAUACCACAUCCUCUCGAUGGACUAUGCGCCGGCGCCAGCGACGCACCACGUGCGUGUGUACUGGGCGUCGGACGGCAGUCGCGCCGAGGCCGGCCUCGCCAAGGUCCGCUUCUUUGCCAGCGUCCUGCAGACCGCGUUUGGCGCCUUGACCGGCUCGGCAUCGUUCUCGCUCGAGGUUGACGACCACGGCCAGCCGCGCGUGCAUGCGCUCGACGCGGCCGAUGCCAGCCAUGCGGACGCAGCGAUCAAGGCGCUGCCCGACUACGCGUCGACGUUGACGACGACGACACACUUGGUCCUUCUCGACGGACCGCUCAGCGACGAGCUGUGCACGGACCGGUAUGCGUCGCUGGUCGUGCUCGGCGUGCACAACGUGGCGCAGUGGCCCGAGAGCGUUGGCAGUCUCAACAAGAGCUUCCUCGACAAUGACCAGUACACGGCCGCACUCAGUCACGGUCUGCACCAGCUCGGCCAUGCGUUUGGCUUGGGCCACACGCGCGACGGUGUCAUGGCGCUGCCCGCCGGUCGCCACGCGAUCGAUCACCUCCUCAGUGUCUACACGCGCAAGCCAAAUGCGCGCGUGCCCGCCUACUCGAGAGCCUUUCCCGACGGCAAGCUCUUUGUCAACUAUGCUGGCGUCGACACGGUCCCGGGCCCGAGCCCGUUCUGGCACGCCGCAUCGCAUUUGCGCCUGCAAAUGAGCCCGUUUGUGUUUGGCGCCCCGGAGCGCGUGCCCACGAUGGCGCCCAAGGUGCUCUGGCCCGGGCCGCUGCGGGGCCCCGUCGGUCUCGGUGGCCAUCUUCCAUUUGGCAGUGACUCCCGCGGUCGGUCGGAUAUUGCCGGGUUUCUCUUCCACGCCGACGCGUCGCAUGUGCUCGACAUUGAGAUUCUGAGCCAAAGCGCGCUCAACGACCUGCUCUUUGCCGGGCUCUCAGCCAGCGGCAAUCAAGAUAUGUUUUUGCUCAUGGACCACGAGUACAUACUCCAGAUGGACGUGACAGUCGCGAACAAAGGCCAGACGAUUGCGGCUCUGCGCUUCCAUACUAACCUCCGCACGACGCGCUUCUUUGGUGGGCGCGGCGGCGGCCUCGAGACGCUCACGCCGCCGCCGGGGCACCACUUUUACUCUCUCUUUGGCACGUCGUCGAGUGCCGGCGUCGGGAGUCUGGGCGCGUACUAUACGGCGUUGCCGCCCGAUGCGUCGCGCCCCGGGGCGCCGACAAGCACGGCCACGUCGGCCACGCCAAUCGCGAGCAUGGCCGACCAGCUGUUGCAGCAGUUUAACACGCUCUUCAACUUGACGCCGCCGCCUGCGCCGGCGAGCGCGGCGUCCGGCUCGUUUGCGACCAUUGGCCUUGGCUCGAACGACGGCGACCAAGACGCCUUUGUGACGCCGAGAGGACACCUCGGUGCGAUUCUGCUCUCGUGCACGGACGCCAUUGCGAGCCUCAAGACGCUGUCGGCCACGGAAUAUGCUAGCAAGUGCCGGGACGGCUACUAUUGCUCGGACGACGAGCAUGUCUUUUCGCUUUUGCCGAACGAAGUGAUCAUCCAAGUCGACGUGCGCUCGAGCGAGUGGAUCCAUGCGCUGCGCUUCCACACCAACCGGCGCAUCUCGCCGUGGUUUGGCGGCGAUGACGGCGUCGAGAAUGCCUUUGUGUGUGCAUCCGACGCGUGCAUUACGGGUUUUUACGGGUCGCACGGCCAUCAGUACCUCGGCACGCUCGGCGCCUACUUUGGUCCUGCGCCCCAGGGCGCGCCGCCGGCCAGCAUCAGCCUGCACCCGCCACCGACGCCGCCAUCCGCCGUGCGCGACGAUGCGCUUCUCGGUGUCCAAAUCGACGUUGCCAACGGCCAACUGGCGCUCGCUGCGGUGCACGCGCUUGCCGAGACGGCGUCCUUGUCGCCGUCGCAGUCGCUCUUUCUGCUUGAGCGUGGCGAAGCGCUCGUUCAAGUCGACGUGUGCCGACGCGGAGAAGACGACGCGACGAUUGUCGGUCUCUGUCUGCAUACGCAGACGCGCUGCAGUGCGUUCUAUGGCCGGCUCACGGACGUCUACGAGCGCUUUGGGGCCCCGAAUGGCCAAGCGAUUCUCGCAGUGACGAUGGACGACGCAUCGAAUAUGCAGCUGACGUUUGCGCCACUGCUCGACUGCGUGCGUCCUGACGAUUUGGCGAUGACGGCGGGUGUCGACGCUGGCGCCGACCACUUGGAGGUCGUUGCUCCGGACGGACACUUUAUGCUGGUGCUGCACCAAUCCAUCGGUGGCGACCUCGUGGCUGUCGCUGUCGUCCACGAUCAGAACCGGUCGACGACGCCACCGCGCAGCAUGUACUACCCCGUCUCGGUGCUGCAGAAGCGCGUCGACGGUCCACUCGGUGACUAUGUCCUGGAGGUCGUUGACGAGACGGGCAGCGCGUGCCGGGUCCGCGUGCCGUUGUAAGCCUCUCGGUAGCCGUCAGACUUUAGGUAAACAAACCACAAAUUGCAUUUUAUAGCUAUGAGACAAGGGAA
Molecule: messenger RNA, 2789 nt
Organism: Saprolegnia diclina VS20
Lineage: Eukaryota; Oomycota; Saprolegniomycetes; Saprolegniales; Saprolegniaceae
Exons: 1
Coding region: 43-2718 (891 amino acids)
Source: RefSeq, a predicted model, not a curated record